Molecule: messenger RNA, 1704 nt
Organism: Tetrahymena thermophila SB210
Lineage: Eukaryota; Ciliophora; Oligohymenophorea; Hymenostomatida; Tetrahymenidae
Exons: 20
Biological process (GO): activation of GTPase activity; nucleocytoplasmic transport
Cellular component (GO): cytosol; nucleus; perinuclear region of cytoplasm
Molecular function (GO): GTPase activator activity; small GTPase binding
Source: RefSeq, a predicted model, not a curated record
AUGAUAUAAUAGAAAAAAUAUUUUGACAAUCUUUAAGAAUUUUUAAACUCUUCACUAUAAUCUCAUUAGGUCACCAAUAUUAAUCUUAAUAACCAAUCAAUUGGUGAUGAAGGGGCAUCAAGCUUAGGUUUUAGUUUAGGAAAUUGCACUAAUCUCUCAUAUUUGACACUCAAUCUUUAUGAAAACUAAAUUGGAGCAAUCGGUGCGUCAGACUUAAGUAAUGGUUUAGGAAAUUGCACUAAUCUCUCAAAUUUGGAACUUAAUCUUAGUUCCAAUUUAUUUGGUGCAAUUUGUGCUUCAGAUUUAGGUUUUGCUUUAGGAAAGUGCUCUAAUCUCUCAAAUUUGACACUUGAUCUUUCUGAAAAUUAAAUUGGUGCAAUUGGUGCAUCAGGCUUAGCUUUUGGUUUAGGAAAGUGCACUAAUCUCUCAAAUUUGACACUUUCUCUUAGCUACAAUUAAAUAUGUGAAAUUGGCGCAUCAGGCUUAGGUUCCGGUUUAGGAAAGUGCACUAAUCUCUCAGAUUUGACACUACAUCUUUCGUGUAAUUAUAUUUGUGAUGGAGGUACAUUAGGCUUAGGUUCUGGUUUAUAGAGUUGCACUAAUAUCUUAAACUUGACACUUGAUCUUUCUGAAAAUAAAAUUAGUUAAAGUGGUACAUCGGGUUUAUGUUCUAGUUUAGGAAAUUUCACUAAUCUCUUAAAUUUGAAACUUAAUCUUUCUAAAAAUUAAAUUUGUGCUAUUGGUGCAUAAAGCUUAAGUUCUUGUAUAGGAAAGUUCGCUAAUCUCUCAAAUUUGACACUUUAUCUUCAAGAAAAUCAAAUUGGUGAAAUUGGUGCAUAAAACUUAGGUGACGGUUUAGGAAAGUUAGCUAAUCUCUUAAAUUUGACACUUCAUCUUGAAGAAGAUCAAAUUGGAGCAAUUGGUGCAUCAGGCUUAGGUUCUGGUUUAGGAAAAUGUACUAAUCUCUCAAAUUUGACACUUAGUCUAACGUCUAAUCAUAUUAGUGAUGAAGGUAUAUCACGCUUAGGUUCUGGUUUAGGAAAGUGCACUAAUCUCUCAAAUUUGACACUUAAUAUUAGCAAUAAUUAAAUUGGUGAAAUUGGUGCUUCAGAAUUAAGUACUGGUUUAGGAAAUUUAACUAAACUCUCAAAUUUGGUUCUUUUUCUUGAAUAUAAUUAAAUUGGCAAAAUUGGUGCAUCACAAUUAGGUUAUGGUUUAGGAAAAUUAACUAAUCUCUCAAAUUUGGAACUUUAUCUUGAUGGAAAUUAAAUUGGUGCAAUUGGUGCAUCAGGCUUAGGUUGUGGUUUAGGAAAGUCUACCUAUCUCUCUAAAUUGGUACUUAAUAUUUAUUAAAAUUUAAUUGGUAAUGAAGGAAUAUCAGGUUUAGGUUCUGGUUUAGGAAAUUGCUCUAAUCUCUCAUCUUUGAAACUUAAUCUUUGGGCCAAUUAAUUUGGAUAUGAAGGAGCAUCAGGUUUUUUUAAUGGUUUAGGAAAUUGCAUUAAUCUCUUAAAUUUAGAAAUUGAACUUUGUUACUAAUAAAUGGGCGAAACUGGUACAUUAGGCUUAGGUUAUGGCUUGAAAAAGUGCACUAAUAUCUCUAAAUUGAAAAUUUUUCUUAUUGGCAGUGAAAUAGAUAAAGCAUAAUAGCUUAAACUAAAGUGUCUUAAAUCAAAAAGAUUAGUUGUUUUUAAUUUCUAUUUUUGA